Molecule: messenger RNA, 1249 nt
Organism: Oldenlandia corymbosa var. corymbosa
Lineage: Eukaryota; Viridiplantae; Streptophyta; Magnoliopsida; Gentianales; Rubiaceae
Source: the annotation of a GenBank genome assembly
GGCCAUGUCAGUGUCACAUGAUCAGCCAACAGUAUCACGACUAAAGUAUCCCUCAAAGGUAGUACAACAAGUCUACACAAAACCCUCCUAUAAAAUGCCUCUUCACUAGCUCAUGGUUUUACCAAAUCCACCUUCUACACUGCUGAAAAAUCUCUAAUCACAGAAGCAAAACAGAGAGAGAAGACUGAGGAGUGGCACUAGUGAAAAUGAAGAACGCAGGCAAAGGUUCCAAGACCACCGUGAAGGCCGGCCAGGAUACGAGGAAGGACAGGAAAUCCGGCACCGGAAUGAAUGGAUCGCCCAAGAAGGGAGGCCAUGGAGGGAAGUUCACUUGGGCCGGCGACGGUUACUCCGACGCGGAGCUCGGACAGUUCCACGAUGCUGCUGCUAUUGAUGUGAAGGACCCAAAUUACGAAGAUCCGAUUAAAGCCGAGGAUUAAUUGAAGAGACUUUUCAUCAUCAUCAUCGUUUCUUCUUCUGCAUCAAUCAGGAGCCGAGAUCCAAUUUAAUGAUGAUAUUCUAAUUUUUAAUUAAGCUUUUAACUUUGAGAUGUAAAUAUGCAAUAAAUUUGAUGUUUCUGAACUCAUAGAUCUGUUCCUGGAUGCGAUGGUUAAGGUUAUAAAAAUGUAUUCCGAGAACUUUGACAUGGCAGUUAUUUCGAGUUUUUGGCAACACUGUGAUUUAUGGUUGGCUUAAUUCUUCUGUGUGAUGAAGAAGGGUUCUGGGAUGAUGAAAUUUUAAGUACAUUUACUGAUUUUUAGUACUUUCCUACGCUUUGAUAAUGACAGAUUGUUAUUAUACAUUAUCUUUCGCAGGCCAGUUUGUUUUGGUGGAAUGAAUUGUUUCAACUUUGAUAUUGUUUAUCAAAUAGCGAUUUUCAUGAUUUGAUGAAUAGUCAUUAGCUAUUGAUUGAUUGAGUUAUGUUGAUAAUGCAAAGAAAUUUGCCCCUCAUUGUUGUUCUAACUUCUAAGCUCUAUUGGGCCGCCAGUCAUUUUUACUUGGGAAGACUUUCUAUUUAGAGGAACUAAUUUGCUUUUUGGUCCUAAAUAUUUCCUUUAAUUCCUUGGUUGGUGACAAUUAGGCUUUUAUAUUACGUUAAUUUCUCACCCGGGGACUCAAUUAUUUACCCCCAUGAAUGGAACUGACUUACCUUAUAUAUAUACUAGUGAUGUGUUGCGCGACUCUGGUCCAGUCUAUCUGUAAAUCUUAGAAAUAAUUAUAUUUGAAAAAAAUAAAAUUUUGUAUUUGG